AUGACUGAAUUUCACAUCGGAGAUCAUUCAGUUCAGUUUGACGGUUUCUUGGUCGCACGUUACCUGAUUGUCAGCCUGAUCCCAUUCACUGUCCAGACACAAUGCAUCGUGACCAAUCCAAGCUUGAAUGCAACCCUACCGUAUUGGAGUAUGCGAGCUUUUCCCAAUCUGAUCUACGCUUACGGUUUCCCGGUGGAUUACAUUGGAGGGAUUUUGUCCACUGUGUAUAUUCGUGAAGUAGAUUGUCGCCUGGAAGACAGACAUACACGAAAGUGUAUGCACCGUGUGAUCCCACAGUAUUGUCACUUUGAUCUCAAGCAAUUAGCCACACUUCGUGAUCAGUCGAUCGUUGUGAAUGAAACAUGUCCAUUCUCAAUCCGGUCCAGCAUUCAGGGUGCAGCGAAAUCGGUUCCAAUAGAACGUCGCAUGCUUAUGAUUGAACCAGCCCCGCAAACGAAACCACCACAGUCCAAAUAUGAGCUGCUUCUGACCCGAGUGAAGACAUUUUUUGAAGAGUGUGGUAAAUGUAGACACUUGGAAAAUGUGGCUGGGACGAUCAUUUGCCGAUACACGUCUUAUAUGGAUUUAUUUCGAGAGAAACAACUGGAAGCAGAUGAAAUCAGUUGGGACAUAUCGGAGAAAGUGGUCUUGAGUAAGUUGAACAAGCGUCUCCUGAGAAAGCUCAGUAGGAUGUUGCACAAAUAA
Molecule: messenger RNA, 705 nt
Organism: Echinostoma caproni
Lineage: Eukaryota; Metazoa; Platyhelminthes; Trematoda; Plagiorchiida; Echinostomatidae
Source: the annotation of a GenBank genome assembly